AUGCAAAAAAAUGGGUCAACGUAAUUUUCACAUAGUUUAAUAAUCAAAUCGCUCACCUGGGCUCGUGAUUCCCAUGCCUUAUUUGAUUAUGAAGCUCGUGAAGUCUCCAAAGCAACUCUAAAAACAGGCCACGACAGCUAUUUAUUCAGAACUGGUGAAAAUGUGAUGAUUUCUUACGAUCCUUCUGAUCUCUCCAAUCCGGGAUCUAGAUAUCUAUGCAAAAUUCAAAUAAUUGAUGGUAAAUUCUAUUUUAGGGUUUUUCACAGUUGCUGUGGUUGAUUCAAUAGACGGAAAUGCACUUACCCGAAAUGAAUUUGAAAAAAUUUGGCUUUGCGUUCGCAGUCUUCAGCCAAGCGGAGGAAUUAAAGGUUACAAAUUGUGCGAAGGUGACGUUAUCAGACUUGGAAGAGUAAAAUACCGUGUUAAAGAGCUUAAAGGUGGCACAGGGUCUAAAAAAGGACCCCAAUUCAGCUUAAGUGAUGCGCUUUUAGGGCUCAAUGUAGAAGAAAAUUCUGAAGAAUCUGACGGAAUCGCUUACAAACUCCCUUGCAGAGUAUGCUUAAGCGAAGUCUAUACACCAAACAACCCAUUAAUAUCGCCUUGCAAGUGCGAUGGAACUAUGAAAUAUAUUCAUUUGAAAUGCUUACAACAGUGCUUGCGCUCUAAAUUAGCAACAAAAUCUAGUGACCACAUCAUUUCACUAUCAUGGAAAAAAUUAUGCUGCGAGCUCUGUAUGAAGCCUUAUCCUUAUAAGCUUGCAGUUGGAAAAGAAAUUGUGGAAUUAAUUGAAAUUCCGAAGCCGCCAAAUCAGUAUGUAAUUUUGGAAUCAUUAAAAAAAGACAAAAAUUCAAGUAAAGGCUUACAUGUUGUAAGCUUAUAUAAUAACAAUUCUAUAAAGAUAGGAAGAGCCCAUGAUUGUGAUUUGAGGAUUUCUGAUAUAUCAGCAUCAAGGCUUCAUGCAAUUUUGAAAUAUCAUGAUAGAGGAUUUUACAUAGAAGACCAAGGCAGCAAAUUCGGCACAUUAAUUCAAGUAAAAAGACCAAUUGCAUUAGAAACUAAUGACUUAUUAUCAAUACAAUGUGGGAGAUCUAUGCUAACUUUUACUACUAAAAAGCCAUGAAAUCUUAUCCCAGCCUGCUUCCGGUCAAGCGCAUCACCAUUUGAGUUAUUCAAUUCUCCUAUUUCUCCGGGAAAAAUCCCUUUAUUGCCUAUAAAUACAGGGAUUCCUCUCAGUAUAAACGAUCCUCAAGAUUUAUUAUCAAUUGCAGGAGCCAGACCAGUCAGACCUGAGCAAUAUAAAGAGCACAAUAAUUUAUUAUUCCAACAUUAUCAGCUAGGACUUAACAGCUCUUGUGAAGACGAGCAGGGCGAUGAACAAUCAAUUGAGGAAGUAGAAAUCGCUGAACUGCCUGAUGAUUUGCUUGAUAUCCCAAUGAACCCUUCAUGCGCUGCAGGCGAUAAGUUGAAUAAGUCAUUUUCAUAA
Messenger RNA from Blepharisma stoltei, 1483 nucleotides. NCBI's taxonomy places the organism in Eukaryota, Ciliophora, Heterotrichea, Heterotrichida, Blepharismidae. The record is from the annotation of a GenBank genome assembly.